AGGUUUGGCGCAGUGGCUCUCAGCACCCCCACUAUACAAAUUGUUCCAGCAUCUCUGGAAGCCAGUGGCUUUCUACGUCUUGUUUUCAUUUGCAGAGCCCUAAAAAUUUCAGAUAGCGUGUGUGCAAAUAAGUCCAGAAUGCUGAAUCUGUAACAAGAUAUAUUGGAAUGAUACUUAUCUGAAAAGAAAAAGUCAUUCUAACUAACAUAUGCAUAAUUUAUGCUGUCAUUUUGAAGUUGACUGUAUAAUGACUGAUGCAAGGAGUGGUGGAAGCAAGGGAGUCCCGGCUGCAGGAGACAACCACCCCCAAAAAAGUAAACCUAAAUUUCAAGGAUGGUGACCAACCCCUUGGCAUAUGUCAGGAAAAAUACAUAGAAGAGAGCUAAAUAAAGACUGAGCAAAACAUGAUCUCUUCCUUGUGGUUCAUUUGCUGUAUAAUUCCUUAUGUUUCUUCGUUCAAUGCUGAACAAAGGAAGCUGUCUAGUCAUUUCGUACUUGUAGGAGAGCCUACUGCUAUCAGUUGUCAAAUAGCUAAAAUUCCAACAUUUCACUCUGACUACAAUCUGACUUGGUAUAGAAAUGGUAGCGAUACACCAAUAACUACAGAGACACGUUCCAGAAUCCAUCAGCGAGAUAACGUGCUUUGGUUUAUUCCUGCAACUUUAGAAGAUUCAGGACUUUAUGAAUGUAACAUAAGGAAUUCUGACAGCUCUGACAAAGAAUAUAUACAUCUACAUGUUUUCAAGAACAAUGAUGGCUUAUGUUUUAAUGGAGAAAUUAUGUAUAAACAAAAAGUAUUUAUGUCAAUUGGUGGAAAGAUUACAUGUCCUGAUCUGGAAUAUUUUAAUGAUGAAAAUAAUACCGCACCUGAAAUACAGUGGUAUAAGGAAUGUAAACCUGGAUUACUGCAAGACAACAGAUUUCUCUCUUCAAAGGGUGACAUCUAUCUUAUGAUUAAUAACGUAACUAUGCAUGAUAAAGGAAACUACACGUGCCAGACAACAUAUACUUAUAUGGGAAUACAACAUAACGUUUCACGAACCAUUUAUGUAGACAUUGAAGAGGGCCCAAAGAAGACACCACCAGUGUUUGUUUAUCCAAAAAACCAUUCGAUUGAAGUAGAACUCGGAUCUCAUGUCAUCAUGGACUGUAAUAUAUCCAGUAGCAUAAGUACUUUGAAUCCGUACUGGCAAGUCAAUGGUGAGGAUGUUAAUAUCUUUGAUAAUACCUACGAAGAACAAUUCUAUGAAAAACCUUCCCAGGGAGGUGGUUUUAUAAUUGGAGCAAGAUUCAACAUUUCAAAAGUGAAAAGUAAGGAUUAUUCUCACAAGUUUUUCUGUCGUGUUUUGCAUCCCUAUGGCGAAGCUGUAGCAUACAUUGUACUAAAACGCCCAGCUCCAAACAUUCAGGGAUACUUGAUUGGAGGACUUGUUUCAUUGGUAUUUAUAAUAGUUGCUGCUGUGUUUGUCUACAAGCUACUCAAGAUUGACAUUGUGCUUUGGUAUCGGAACUCCUGCCAUCCUUUUCUGAGUAAAAAAGUUUCAGAUGGGAAGAUCUAUGAUGCAUACGUGCUGUAUCCAAAAAACAGAGUAAGCUGCCUCUAUUCACCAGAUAUCUUUGCGCUAAAGAUAUUACCUGAGGUCUUAGAGAGACAGUGUGGAUACAAUCUCUUUAUAUUUGGAAGGGAUGAUUUACCAGGACAAGCUGUUGUCAAUGUCGCUGAUGAAAAAAUCAACCAAAGCAGAAGAGUGAUAAUUGUGUUAGUACCAGAAUCAUCCUGUUAUAGUGUGUUAGAAGAUACCUGUGAACAGCAACUGGCUGUGUACAAUGCUCUUAUCCAUGAUGGAAUUAAAGUUAUUCUAAUUGAACUGGAUAAAAUAAAGGAUUACACAAACAUGCCAGAAUCUAUCAAAUAUAUUAAGCAAAAGCAUGGGGCCAUCAGAUGGAAAGGGAACUUCACAGAGAGAUCUCAUUCAGCAAGUACAAAAUUCUGGAAAAAUGUACGAUACCAAAUGCCACCCAGGCAAACUGUCUCCCCCUCAGAACUACAGUUACUACCAACAGCUUUUAAUUCUCCACAUUCAGUAAUGUUGGAAAGAUGACACCGAAGUUCAGUUUUAACAGCUGUGAGCAGCUCACUUCAACUGCUUUUUAAAUGGUUGGUCAUAGGAUACCCAUAUGUGUUAUACACUGUCCAUCUCAUUUGGAGACUUACAAGAUUAAAGCCUCCACAACAUCGUUAUUGACAGAUUUGAAAAGCUGAUUGACCAUCCAUUUCCCUGAGCAGAUCAACCGAACACUCUGAUGCAUUGUUUCAAUAUUGCAGUGGCCUGUAACAAGAACUGCAGGACUUCUUCAAGAAAUACAUUUUUUGUAAGGAAAACGAAAAACAUUUUUUGCACUUUUAAAGACUUUUUUUUUCUAAAUAGAAAAAGGAUGAAAAUGAAGGAAAUAGUGUUGUUAUAUCUUGACUUUUAUAUGAUGGGUUUAGGUCUGGAAAACUGUAGUUUUGAAUGAAACAAUUAAAACUCUAGUUCAUGUAUGUGUUGCAAUCUAUUAAUUAUGGACUUAUUCAAUCCACUACAAGAAGAAUCCUUAUAUUACAUCAUGUGGUAUUGUCCAAGGGGAGAGGUGAGAGGGAGACAUAAGACAAGAAGGGGACCUUGUACUCGUCGGUCAAAGAAUUUAACUUUUUUUUCAGCGUUACUCUCUAGAGCAACUCUUGCAGUAGCUGAUUCUGUAAGGCUAGAAACAUUUUUAUUAUAAACCAAUGUUUUCAAUAUUAUCUUCAGAAAAAGCCUCUUGGGACUGAAGCGUAUAAUGUUUGGUCUUUGCAUUUUUUAAAGUUUAAGGAAAAUCUACUCAGAUGAUUGAGUUAAGUGAUAAGUGUAUAUGUACAUUAUCCCACUCCGAACAAAAAUCACAUUUUUUGCACACAGUCAAUUCAAUUGACCAAAUAUUAAAGUGUCAUUUGUAGCUGGCUGUUUUUAAUUCAUCAUGUACACAACGUAAUUGCUGAACUAUUGUGCUACACUUGAGUUUCUAUAUGUAGAUAGUAGUGUAGUUUGAAAUCUGGAGCUGUACAAAUGUCCUAGUACACAUUCCAAAGUGGAGCAGCUAGGAUUUUCUCUCUCCUUUGUUUUUGAGGGGAACCUUCCUGCCCUCCAAAAACCUGUUCACAUAGCAUUAAGGUUGUAAAUUUAAAGAAUAAGGAGAUACAGAAGUUAAUUUUCCCAUGGCAAUAUUAAAUUGCCCACAUUUUACAUAUUGUAUAUUUAGAUAUACAUUUCAAGUCAUUAGAUUUAAUGUUGUGUGCAAUUUUGGAGUCUUGUUGCUUGACUGCUAAAAAUGGACAGUGUACACAGUGUCAGAUGUUUUUUGAAAACCUCUGAUUUCUGAAUUUUCUUGAAUUGAUGCUCAAAUAUUUCCAUGAAAAAAAUCAGUAAAUUACUCAGGCUUGAGUUAAAUAUUUCCAUAUACUGAUUACAGUAUGAUCAUUCUGACAUUCCUUGCUUUAAAACUGUCCAUUAAUUAUAUUUUGUCGAGGAUCAGGACACCAGUUCUGUAGAAGAAGCCAAGCUUUAUUGCUGACCUACUUUAUAAAAAGUGGGUAAACUUGCACCUCUUGAAGGGUUAAUUUCUGUACAAAGCAUUCAUCCUUUGUUUUGACUAAUGUGAUGAUGAUGAAUUAAGUAGUUGCAAGUAGUGAUAUGGGCAACACUUGUUUUUCUGGGUUCUAUUUCCAGUUCUGCCACUUGCCUACUAUGUGGGCAAGUCAUUUCGCCUC
Chelonoidis abingdonii (Abingdon island giant tortoise) is the source of this 3787-nucleotide messenger RNA. NCBI's taxonomy places the organism in Eukaryota, Metazoa, Chordata, Testudines, Testudinidae. The record is from RefSeq and is a predicted model, not a curated record.